Molecule: messenger RNA, 562 nt
Organism: Orbicella faveolata
Lineage: Eukaryota; Metazoa; Cnidaria; Anthozoa; Scleractinia; Merulinidae
Product: MOB kinase activator 1B
Source: RefSeq, a predicted model, not a curated record
ACGAAAGCGAGGCAGUCAUUGAGGUCGCCAUUUUGACUGGUAAAGGAUUCAUUGCAUAAAAAUAACAUUGGAACUUUGAGAGUGUUUCAUAGUCAAAAUGAGCUUCCUAUUUGGUGGUCGUUCCACGAAGACUUUCAAGCCAAAAAAGAAUAUACCAGAAGGGACACAUCAAUAUGAUUUAAUGAAGCAAGCGGCAGCAACUCUUGGAAGUGGAAAUUUACGGCUGGCCGUCAUGUUACCAGAAGGAGAGGAUCUGAACGAAUGGGUGGCUGUAAACACUGUGGAUUUCUUCAAUCAAAUCAACAUGUUAUACGGAACGAUAACGGAGUUCUGCACUGCUGAAUCUUGUGCUGUCAUGUCAGCUGGUCCAAAGUGAGUGUCCAACUUUGUUUAAAUCUAAGAAGAAUACAAAUAUAUUUUACAAACCUAAUUUGUUAUCAACCAAUACCAGGCAUCAUUCCUGUACAGUGAAACUUGUUUUAAGGUCGUUCCUCACAUUUGCAUUGCGCAUCCUUACUGUGCAUAAUUUAUGGCGUCAUUAGCGCGCGCUUGUGCACGCGCA